Messenger RNA from Olea europaea var. sylvestris, 1077 nucleotides. RefSeq names its product probable protein phosphatase 2C 6. Lineage: Eukaryota; Viridiplantae; Streptophyta; Magnoliopsida; Lamiales; Oleaceae. The annotation marks the transcript as partial. The record is from RefSeq and is a predicted model, not a curated record. The transcript is spliced from 2 exons.
UUAAUUAGAACCAAGUUUGUAGCAUAGGAAAUGCAACUGCCGAACUGAAGAUCGCUAAAAUUAACAAAAAUAGGACACAGAAUGCAUAGUGUAACUUUCUUGUUUGAUUCAAACAGCAUCCUAUGCGGAAUAAAUUACGGAAAAAUUUCAUAAAAGCCAAAGCCAAAUUCCCAGUUAAUUCUUUUGGUUCUUGCCCCUUCGGCAUUUCCUAUUUUCUUGCAUUUUUCAUGAAUUUUAGCAGCUAUACUAUGUUCCGGCUAUCAGUUUAAUGUUCUCGUUUUUGGGUCUGAAGUAAGAUAAAAACUGAAGAAAACAUUGGUUUAAAUGGGCUUAUGUUAUUCCCUGAUUGGUGCCAAAAUAGAUAAUGAUAAAGGUAGAAACUUGCAUUUGAAGUCGAAGAAGAGUAGCUCCCGUGUCUUAAGAAAGUUAACUGGCGAUGGCGACGGCGGCGGCGGCGUUGCUGCAGCUUCGGUGGCUCUGGUUGAGGGGACGCCGCUGUAUCCAAUUCCGGGGAGGCUUUUUGCAAAUGGGGCGAGCCAAAUCGCCAGCUUGUACACUCGGCAAGGCCAGAAAGGAAUAAAUCAAGACUCCAUGAUUGUCUGGGAGAAUUUCUGUACGAGAAGCGAUAUGAAUGCAACUUUUUGCGGGGUGUUUGAUGGUCAUGGUCCUUACGGUCACAUGGUUUCUAGGAAAGUUCGGGAUGCUCUACCACUUUUGCUGCGUGCAGAGUGGGAAGCUAAACUCAAUAUCCAUCAAAAUUCUGCCCAUGAGAAUGGAGAUGCUGAGCAAAAGAGUCAUUUUGACAAUUUUCUGGAUGAUGAUCGAGGUGCUGAACUCAAUAGCCAUAGAAAUUCUGUCCAUGAGAAUGGAGAUGCUGAUGGAAUGAGUCAUUUAGACAAUUUUGUGGAUGAUGAUGGUGGUGCUAAAGUCAAUAGUCAUCGCAAUUCUGUACACAAGAAUGGAGAUGCUGAGCGAACGAAUCAUUUUGACAUUUUUGUGGAUGAUGAUGAUCUCGAUAGCCAUCAAAAUUCUGUCCGUGAGAAUGGAGAUGCUGAGAGAAUAAGUCAUUUUGACAAU